AUGAAGUGGUCGGAGGGAGGGGAGAUGUCAAAGGUGGGUCAUCCGAGACGAAGCCGACGUCACGCCAAUCACUAUACAGACCAACUUCUGGGCGACCGUCGGGUGGAAUGGGCUGAACAACAAAUCGCUAGAAUCCGAACGAAGAGAGACUUUAUCUCAUUUGACUCGCAAUGGCUUAAAUUCUUGCGUUCGAGCGAUGAUCCCCUGGAAAGGGGCAAAAAGUAUCCCUUUCCUCACGAGGACCACACUUUCAAUGACCAACUUUGGAGCCGUCAGUGGUAUCUUCACGACACACGCAAUGUGCCAACGCUUCCCGAACUAGAUCUUGGAGUCAAAGAGGACCAAAAAGCCAGUUGUGAUACCAAUGAUAACGAUUGGGAUCCAACUCCGAAUUACGAUCGACUGGACUCUAAUAGUCACGGAACCCGAUGUGCCGGUGAAAUAGCAAUGACUGCUAAUAACCAUAAAUGUGGAGUUGGGAUAGCAUUCAACGCUAGGAUCGGCGGAAUUCGGUGUUUGGACGGAGACGUGUCAGAUGUGGUCGAAGCCCUGUCCUUAGGGUUUAAUAACCAUUACAUUGAUAUUUACAGUUCAAGUUGGGGACCAAAUGACGAUGGGAUGUCACUCGACGGUCCCAAACGAUUUGCAACCGAAGCUCUAUUGAGAGGUAUAACAUAUGGACGAAGAGGAUUGGGCUGUAUAUUCGUAUGGGCUUCUGGUAAUGGAGGAAUAAAAGGAGAUAAUUGCAAUUGCGAUGGAUAUGUGAGCUCUAUAUACACGAUCUCGAUUGGGAGCGCGAGUCAGUCGGGAGCGUUUCCCUGGUAUAGUGAGAGAUGUGCCUCAACACUGGCCGUCACUUAUUCGAGCGGCACGUAUACCGACCAGAAGAUCGCGACAACCGAUUUGCACGACAAGUGCACAAUCGACCACUCGGGCACUUCGGCCGCCGCCCCGUUGGCCGCCGGGAUGAUAGCCCUCGUCCUCGAAGCUAAUCCAAACAUCACGUGGAGAGAUGUCCAGCACCUGAUUGUCUGCACCGCACAAUUCACACCACUUAUCGANCAAUUCAUUUAUGGUUAA
Messenger RNA from Medioppia subpectinata, 1080 nucleotides. The record is from the annotation of a GenBank genome assembly. Lineage: Eukaryota; Metazoa; Arthropoda; Arachnida; Sarcoptiformes; Oppiidae.